UCUGCAGCUACACCCACUGACCAGUGAUACGUACACUCACUGUGAAUAUGAGAACACGCAAACAGAAAGACCUACGUCAGGAAUUAAGCAAAAACAGUAGCCUGUCAUUUCAUGCGUUUGAUUUGUCAUAUGUUUGAUCUGGAAUAACAGAAAAUGCAAUACAAUACAAUGACCUAAAUUGGUAACACUUAUUUCAUUCAAACUUCAUUUAACUAAUGUCUAAAUCAACAAGCAGCCGGCAGACACUAGCAAAGGGCUUUAGAAGUAGAUAAAAAUUAGAACUUCCAUUUGAACCAGGCUCCUAUUGGACAAAAUCCCUGGACACAAACUGACCUCUACAUUGGGGGAAACCAAACAACCACUGCAUAAACGCAUGUCCACCUGCAUCUAAAAGACAAAGGGACAUUCUUUUGACAUUGAGAAUAUUCACAGUCUGGCCCAGAAAUGAAUGAAGUUAAUGUGGAGAAACUGUCACUCAACAGAGCAGCCACCUACAAUGCUCCUGUCCUGAGCUCUUCUGCUAAAAGACUCAACAGUGACACGCCCACAUCAUUACAAUAAGACUACAACUCUCUGUUUCACCUUUACUCAGGUGAAACCAACAACCCCAAACUUGGUCAGACGGAGUGAACGAUCUCCAUUGUUAAUCUUCCUCAGAGAACCUGGGAUCAGUCUGCACAGAUUAUUUUCAAGUGACUAACACUGACAUUUGCAUUGUUGGACCUGAUUAUGAACUUUGGGAACGCUGAACGGACGUUUAGUGUAACAUAUUUAAGAGCUGAUGAAGACAUGAAAGGAAAAUGUUCACUGAUGUUGUAAAUCAAUUGAAAAGUAGAUUCAUAUACCCAAAGAAUUCCAUCCUGCAACCAGCAGGGUCGCCCCCUGGUGGCCUAUCCAAAGUAAAAGACCGAUUUUUUUGUCUUCUCAAUGAAUUCACCCCCACACUUCAAUUCAAUCGUUGUGAAUUGAUUGUUCAAUCAAUUGUUUUGAUUGAUUAAUGACAUAGUUGUGCAUCAAUCAUUCAAUCUUAAAUCAAACAAACCUAAGACAAUUCCAUAGAACUUGCUACCUUAAGUUUGUCUGAAAUUAAUUUAUUGUCAUUCAUUUUUUCAACCAUGUUUGUUCUCCCUACACACCCAGGGUUAAAAAUACACAUGAAAAGGAAACUACUGCUCUAAUGUGCUGCUGAAUAAUGAUAAUUUGUGGUUAAUCUUCUCCAGAUUACAAUCCUCCUAUAUAUGCACAUCACAUUCUGCAGCUUAUCCUCUAUUUUAACAUGAAUUAUUGCAAUGUUUUUCCAGUUUUCAUGUCCAUUCACUGAUUGUGGUUACAGAAAGUGAUUAUUGUGAAUGCACUACAGAGGAUCCAUUUUCCUGCAGAGAAUAAAAGUUUAAGCAGACAUGCUGGCCCGUGGAGAUUAAAACCUUUUUUCCUCAGCUUGGAAUGAUGAAGGGACAAAACAAAAUUGCACUUUUGCAGACACAACACUGCGGACAGAAGCUUUACUGGCUGAUAUGGGUGAAAAGUGCAACAGAAGAACGACUUGUAUAUUAAUUUCUUCAGCUGACUGAAGUGUGUGCUUGAUAUGAAAUUGCCGUAUAACAACAGCAUUGCAUGGAUUAGUUUUGGUUCAAUUGCAACAUCAUUUGCAGCUUUUAAUGCCAUAGCACGGGGGGGUGGGGGGGGAACAAGCCUGACAUUGUGUGGCUGAGAUCUGUCUCACUCCCGGGAUUAUGAGAUCAGGAAUCUUGUGAAGUAUAGGUGAAACUAUUUUAAGUGAAAUGACUGUGAAGUGAAAACUGUCUGGAUUCAUCAUUUUCUUAAUAUGUUGACACUAGCAUUUUAUGACAAUCAGAGAAUUUAUAUGGCCAUAAAUAGUCACUAUAUGUUUUUAAUGUAAAGACUGAAUUUGAUUCAUCUGUCUUGUUGAUGUGUAAGUAAAAAAAAGCCCAAAUCCCUUUGUCCUUGUUCAACCCCAACAUGAGUUCAGGUUUAGGACUUAUUGUAUGAUCUUUUCUCACUCAAGAUUAUAAAGGGGCUAAAAAAAAAUCCCAUAUGCAGAGAAAUUAGCACAUGUGCAAAAACAUAUGACUUUUUUCCUGCAGGUAACGGUUGAGCACAGAACACAGCGCACGGUUUAUCCCACAGCGUCACUCUGUGCACACUCACGAUGACAUUGCAUCUUUGUCGAUAUAAAGUCCUUUCUUUCAGAUUCAUGUCGUAGAGGAGGUCAGCUUUAUUGGCUUCAGUAAAUGAGAUUAAGGACUUGUAGUGUGACGUGGAAUGUAUAUAUGUUUUUCAACACAAAGGGAACACGAUUGCUCAACGGGGCCUCAGUACUGACCUGCUUCGUCCUCAAACCAUACGUGAUAAAAAGAGGGUGGAGCACAAAACUUGUGCUUUUCUAAAAUUCUUGUUCUAGUAAAACCUCUGUGGUUAAAUGUGGCUCGGAUGUAAAGUGGGUUCUGGCUGCUUAGUGGUUCAAACAUAUUAGAGGCCUGUGUUUCGACACCUCAUCAAAACACACUCGGUAAUGCCAACCAGCAGUCGUGACUCGGACUGAACUUGCAGCGUGUUUGGGGCAGCUGCCAAAUAACAUGUGCAGUAUUUACCUACAUUACAAAACCAAAGCUUUACAAUCUAAAUGUUUUUAUCCCCGUAGUAGUGUGGGACUGUGUCCAAGUUGGUCAGUGAGUCUAAACAACAAUGCAAGGCUUUGUCAUUGAAACUGACGAAACACACUUUCCUUAUAUUCUUUUCCUUUGACAACCUGUUUGAGAAAUAAUGUUGUUUCUUCUUGUAUACGGCGGACACAAAUGUGUAUUUUAGCAUCAAAAUAGAAGGAUUUUAAAACUUGUUAACACAUGUAAACUCAAAUUAGAUGAUGCAUGUUCUAUCAACACAGAAGGUUCACUUGUUUAAUUUAUGGCGGUUUUAAUCUGCUGUGUCGAGCAAGCGUUCACAGAUUACUUUAACUAGCAGUUUCAUGUCAAGGCAAAUUCACUUCAGUUGUUCUAUGUUUUAUGAUCGUCAUAUUUUAUUGUAUAUUCAUAGAAAAAAUAACUGUCUUUUUUAUUUUAUCUUAUCUCACAAGGUUACCAUUCUUUUUAAGUACUCCUUUUAUUGCACAGUUACCUCCUCAUUACACCGAAUCAACAACUCAUUUAUUUAUUUUUUAAAAAUAUGACAUUUAUUUGAACAUUGAGCACUUUGUUUUCUCUGUUUCUCAGUCCUGUAUGGAUUACCUGUCAGCACAAAACCAUACCAUUCAGCAUCAUUACAAAUGCAUUAUCACACCCCAACGUCACUGUUUCAUGAGGUGAAUGAUUCCUAAUUAGUAGGAAUAAAACAAUGGAUAACUGUAAGUUUAACUUUUAAAAACUUAAUUACGUGUGUUUAAUGUUCAAAAAUGAUCAGGAUCAGUAGUCAUAAAGAUAAUUAAAAAAGGAAAAUAAAUUCAAUUAACUUUUUCAUUGUGUGAAAAUUGCUGCAUGAUUUAAAGUAUCAAAACAAGAGCCAACAUUUGAACAUCAUGAUGGAGCCACAGGUUAUGACGCAGGGGCCCCCGUGUGGCAAAACUCAGAUUAACAGUCAUGACAGAUUUACAGUCAACAAACAUUUGAGGGAAAGAAAAAAAAUGGAAAGAUCAUAGUGGAUUAUGACCAUUUCCAAAGUGUUUUUGUUUUUUUUCUCUCUGUCAUAAUAAAUAGGGACGUUUCUGUGCAGCCUAUCGGAUGCCGAGAUGCAUCCAAAUGAAAAGAACGCCUGUCCUUUCACUAAUCCUUGCAUAUCCCUUUUAUCUCGGGACUCACAGCAGUCUGAUCACUAUGGGACAGCGAAGCGGUGGGACAGAGCCAUACGGAUGAUGUUCUUGUAAAUGAGAGACGAAAAGCAAGUCUGCGGGCGCAAACUGGGCGCAUGUAGGCGCGUAUGCGUCAAAGUGGGCCAAAGAUGUUCCUCGUUCUGCUCCUGGGUCUCUGCGCGGCCACAGGUGAACUUGUCUCCCCAGUGAGCUCCUGUCCGUCGCAGUGCAGCUGUUUCUACCACAACCUGAGUGACGGAUCCAAGGCCAGGAGCGUGAUCUGCAAUGAUCCAGAGAUUUCUCUCGUGCCUGUCGGGUUCCCUGUUGACACGUCCAAGCUGCGGAUUGAGAAGACAGCCAUCAGGCGGAUACCAAGCGAAGCCUUCAACUACCUCUCCAGUCUGGAGUUCCUGUGGAUGUCUUUCAACACCCUGUCCGCCUUGAACCCGGACAGUUUCCGGGGACUGUUCAGCCUGGAGGAGCUUCGUCUGGACGGGAACGUCCUCGCCGCCUUUCCCUGGGAGUCUAUCGUGGACAUGCCCAGCCUCAGACUCCUCGAUUUGCACAACAACCAGCUCACCUCUCUGCCCGCCGAGGCCACCACUCACAUCAAGAACCUGACCUACCUGGAUCUGUCCAGCAACAACCUGCUGACCCUGCCUGCUGAGGUGCUGUCCACCUGGCUGGUGGUGAAACCGCCGCAGGGACCAGAGAGCUCCAAAAUGAUUCUGGGUCUCCAUGACAACCCCUGGGUGUGUGACUGUCGGCUCUACGACCUGGUCCAGUUCCAGAAGUCUCCAACUCUCUCGGUGGCGUUCAUCGACACAAGGCUCCGGUGUUCGGCUCCAGAGAGUGUAUCGGGGGUUUUGUUCAGCGAUGCAGAGCUGCGGCGCUGUCAGCUUCCACGCAUCCACACUGCUGUGGCACGGGUCCGGAGCGCCGUAGGAAACAACGUGCUACUCCGCUGUGGGACCAUUGGAGUCCCAAUACCAGACCUAACAUGGCGCAGGGCGGACGGGCGAGCCCUCAAUGGAACAGUCCAGCAGGAAACCUCAAAGGAGGGAAUCACCUGGUCCAUUCUCAGUGUUCCGGCUGUGUCCUACCGUGAUUCAGGGAAAUACAUCUGCAAGGCCACUAACUAUGUGGGGAAUGCAGAGGCCGUCAUUUCUCUCAUCAUCUCUAACUCACCAAAGCCAGACGGCAACCAAACCAGUAGUGACAAGAAAGCCAGAGUCAAGAAACCCAACCAAAUGGGUAAAGCUGCCUACCAGGAGAAACUGGUUGCCAGAUACUUGGUUCCAACCUCCACCCCUCCUUCCCUGCCUGUUCUAGAUCCUGGCUUUCCACCUGAGCCUGAACGAGCCACUUACAGCUUGGCUGACAGAGGCACACUGGGCCCAGACGCGUCCUCCAACCCAGAGUCACUGCUGGAUCUGGAGAAGACAAAUCUGAGCAACUUGGCAGCUAACACCUCAUCACUGCAGCAGGACCCGGACAGGGUCGUCCGCUCAGUGAAGGUCGUCGGGGACACGGACAAUACUAUCUCUCUAAACUGGAGAGCCCCAAAAGCAAAGAACACCACUGCAUUCAGUGUGCUGUAUGCUGUCUUUGGAGAGAGGGACAUGAGAAAGAUCAAUGUUGGCGCUGGACAGAACCGUGUGACCAUCGAAGGGCUGGUGCCCAGGACCAAGUACAUUGCUUGUGUGUGUGUGAAGGGGCUGAUCCCCAAGAAGGAGCAGUGUGUAAUAUUUUCCACUGAUGAAGCAGCGAGUGCUACUGGCACCCAGAGGCUGAUUAACGUGAUUGUGAUCACAGUGGCCUGUAUCAUCGCCGUCCCUCUUACUGUCAUCGUAUGCUGUGGUGCUCUAAAGAGACGCAUUCAGAAGUACUGUGGAAAGAAAUCCAAGGACAUCCAAGAUUCAUAUGUGACCUUUGAAACGCUGUCACCUGGUACGAAGGCUAAGGGGCUCGAGGGCGAGUAUUUGAACAGACUGAACCCAGAGGAGUCCAACAGGCUGCUCUCGGCCCGCUCCAGCCUGGACUCUGAAGCUACGGCUAAGAUAGAGGGACAACCUAAUGAGUACUUCUGCUGACGUCAUGCUCCAGCUCCAGCUACUGCUCCGCGCCAUCUUCCUCGCAAUCACCCACAUCCUCGGUCAAGUCCACACACCAACACCCACUCGCAUAGCCGCCAUCAAUCCCACCCUCAGCCACAUUUCCACCCGCAGCCAUUUCCCCAACACUACCCACACUCUCACCCUCAGCGACAUCCUGACGUCAGUCCCCCUCCCACCCACUCUCAUACGCCCACACCGUGGGAUUCUCCCCCACCCGUUCCUCCUCGCUGGAUUACACCACCAACUCCACCGCCGCAGAGAGCCAACUUCUAUCAAAGGACGUUUGCACGAUGCACAAUCAUGGAAAUACCAGUUUAGAGAAUAUUUAAAAAGGGUAGCGCGUAGCUUUCAAACAUAGACAGACGUCCGUCAUGUACAAACCAUUGUUAAAUAAGUUCACACCAUGCUGA
Molecule: messenger RNA, 6329 nt
Organism: Solea senegalensis (Senegalese sole)
Lineage: Eukaryota; Metazoa; Chordata; Actinopteri; Pleuronectiformes; Soleidae
Gene: lrit1a
Product: leucine-rich repeat, immunoglobulin-like and transmembrane domains 1a
Exons: 5
Coding region: 3931-5895 (654 amino acids)
Cellular component (GO): endoplasmic reticulum membrane
Molecular function (GO): protein binding
Source: RefSeq, a predicted model, not a curated record